Molecule: messenger RNA, 1850 nt
Organism: Camellia sinensis
Lineage: Eukaryota; Viridiplantae; Streptophyta; Magnoliopsida; Ericales; Theaceae
Product: AAA-ATPase At4g25835
Molecular function (GO): ATP binding; ATP hydrolysis activity
Source: RefSeq, a predicted model, not a curated record
UCUUCUUCUUCUUCUCUCUCUCUCUCUCUCUAUAUAUAUAAAACCCUCACUCUCAUAGACAGAGACAAAAUCACAAUCCAACUACACCAAAACAAAACAACAAACAUGGAAAUAUUGUCACAAAUGUGGUCUCUUCUAGGACUCCUCACAGUCCUCCAAAACAUCUUGCCCUCUCAGCUUCUCUCACACUUACACUCCUUCUAUGAAUCCCUCCAAGACUUCUUAAGCCCAUACUCCUACUUCGAAAUCCCCGAAUUCAACGGCUACUGCGGCGUCGACCAUAACGACCUCUACCGCCAUGUCAACCUCUACCUCAACUCCAUCAACUCCUCCGCCACCUGUCGCCGCCUCACCCUCUCCCGCUCCAAAUCCUCCAAUCGAAUUGCCUUCACGGUCGCCCCCAAUCACACCGUCCACGACUCCUUCGACCGCCACCGCCUCUCGUGGACCCACCACGUGGAGACGGUCCAGGACUCCAUCGACGAGAAGCGUAGCUUCACCCUCAAGCUACCCAAGCGCCACCACCCUCUCGCCCUCCUCACCCCGUACCUCGAUCACGUGACAUCACGUGCCGAGGAGUUCGAGAGGGUAUCACGUGAGAGAAGACUCUUCACCAACAAUGGCCACGGCUCAUACGAGUCGGGCUGGGCCUCUGUCCCCUUCCGCCACCCCUCCACUUUUGAAACGCUCGCGCUCGAGCCUGACUUAAAAACACAAAUCAUGGAGGACCUAAGAGCAUUCUCUGAAGGGAGAGAGUUCUAUCAUAAAAUCGGACGUGCAUGGAAACGUGGGUAUUUGUUGUACGGUCCACCCGGGUCUGGAAAAUCUAGCCUCAUUGCCGCCAUGGCUAAUUUUCUAUGCUAUGACGUGUAUGAUCUUGAGCUCACGAAAGUUUCAGACAACUCUGAGCUCAGAGCUUUGUUGAUUCAAACUACGAAUCGUUCUAUCAUUGUGAUAGAAGACAUUGAUUGUUCUGUGGAUUUAACAGGUGAUAGAUUGUCGAAAAUGUCGAGGAAAGCAACACGCAGUGAGAAGGGCCGGCAUGUAAGCGAUGAUGGAGAGGAUAAUGGGCGGGUGACAUUGUCGGGGCUGCUGAACUUUACUGAUGGACUAUGGUCGUGUUGUGGUGAAGAGAGAAUUAUAGUUUUCACGACCAACCACAGGGACAAUGUUGACCCGGCGCUCGUUAGAUGUGGGCGCAUGGACGUGCAUGUUAGCCUCGGCGCGUGCGGCGCUCAUGCAUUCAAGGCUUUAGUCGCGAAGUACUUGGGGGUGGGCUCCCACGUGCUGUUUGACGUGGCGGAGAGCUGUAUAAGGUCGGGCGGGGCCCUCACACCAGCUCAGAUCGGAGAGAUAUUGUUGAGGAAUCGUCGCGAUGCUGAUGUGGCAAUCAAGGCGGUAAUAUCAGCGAUGCAAGCCAAGAUUUUGGGUGCUAAUGUGGACUUCAUGGAGGGCAGUAGAGAGUACGAGGAGGCAGGGGUGAAGACGCCAGAAAGUGUUGACCGGAGGUUGGUGGAGUCGCCGGAGAAUUGGGAGACUUCGCCCGGGAGAAUAGGAGGGAAGAAGAGGAAAGAGCAUGGGUCAACUUGGGAGAGAAAAGUCAAGUUCUUAGUGAGGCUUAAAUCUUUGACCAAGUCAGACUCUGGAAGGAGAGGUGUGUAACCUUUCUCUAAUGUAACCAUUUUGCUAGCUCUUUAACCGACCUUUGGAACCAUACCAAAUUGUAAUGUUAAUGUGUGAUUUGGUACUUGGUGGACCUCCUUUAUGAAAGGAGAAAUUUUGGGUGGUUUUAAAUGUUUGAUUAACCUCUUAACGUGGAUGUAAUUAAUCUUUCUUGGUGUAUGCUAUCA